Messenger RNA from Phycomyces blakesleeanus NRRL 1555(-), 1542 nucleotides. RefSeq names its product C2H2-type zinc finger transcription factor. Bases 1 to 1542 code for a protein of 513 amino acids. NCBI's taxonomy places the organism in Eukaryota, Fungi, Mucoromycota, Mucoromycetes, Mucorales, Phycomycetaceae. The transcript is spliced from 2 exons. The record is from RefSeq and is a predicted model, not a curated record.
AUGGAAGUGCUCAUUCGUAUUAAGGAAGUCAAACACGCCAUAAAAAGAGAACAGCGAGGUUUUGCUUGCCCUGUGUGCCUUAAAACUUUGAAAACAACUUCAACAUUCAAAAUUCACGUAAACGAUCUUCAUGAAGGAACAAUGCAAAUCUUUAAUGCAAAAAGCUUGAAUGUAAAACGAAAGUCUGAGUUCAGUUCUCCAACUCUCAAAUUGCCCAAAGUGUGCAGCAAGGAUGAAAUCAAAACUGCUAUUGAUACCUUAAAGGAGAAUGAUAUUUUAACAAAUGACCUGGCUACUAUUGCAGCAAUGAGUGCCAUGGGAUCCGAUACAAUAGACCAGCAAAGACUACUUCUUAUGACAGAGAUGAUGAAUGCUCACCCUAUAGCAUUGACAUCGACGGAUAAACGACAAUAUUAUUUAUUGGGAAGUAGCUCAACUAUAAAAGAGUUAGCAUCAAGCCAACCUUCUGUCAACUUUAUUAUACCGCUAUUGCAGCAAAAUACCAUUACUGAAAAUGUUAUCGGGAAAAAAAACCUAUUAGACUAUAUUAUAUCAAAUUCACCAUUAUCACGUUUACUAAAAAACGAAAUAUAUUGGGAGAUAAAUCAAGAAACCUUGGAAAUGGCAAAUCAUGACUGGAGAACCAAUCCUCAAUCACGAUACGGUGUUUCACAGCUUUUUGCUGGCUGUAUUUUACUGGAUGGAACCAACGCUUUGCUAGUAAACUGUAUAGAGACAUAUGGAAGGAAAAAAGACGUUGAUCCACAUGCAGAGAGGUACUCAAAGGGCGAACAAUACAAUUCUUUGCCAGCUUGUGACGAUAUUUAUGAGAGUGUUUGCACUCGAUCAAUUUACAAUGAUGAAAGCAACAAGUUGAUCAUUGGCACUUUUAGCUGCAAUAUGUUGAUAACCUCAAGCUGCACUAUAGAGGAAAACCCGAAAAUCAGUGUUGGACCAUCCACUAAUUCGUUUCAACCUUCGAAACAAACAAGAAUAUAUCUGCACGAAAAAUCUAUUAAAAAGGCACGUUUGUUACUUAAGGAAGAUAAAUGCGACAGGCUGUACACCUACGACCUUUUAGAACAAGUAAAACAAAUCAGAUCGAAGUUUUAUCGGACUGAGACAUAUUCAAGGUGUAGGUGCUCUUCAGAAUACACCAAGGGACACAUUUACCAGCCUUAUACAGUAUUCACUUUAUUCUUUUAUGACUCGAAUCAAACCGAAGACUCGGCAGCAAAACGUGCAUCUGAAAUAUUCAAUCGAAUUGCCACAGAGGUCCAUACUUCUACAAAACAUGAUAGAAGGCCUGUUCUCAAUAAAAAUACGUUGGAAUGGUUUAUUGGCAAAAGUGGAGAUAUUGCAGACAUCGUUAAUUGUAUUGCAAGAUUGUUUGAAACUAGUGAUGAAAUUGAAAUUAUUGGAAAUAUGAAGUUGGACGAGCAAUUGAAAUUAUUGGCAAAGCUGUGCUCGACUCCAAUAAAAACAGCCAACGAUACAGUAAUUGGAAGAUUGGUUCAAAAACUUAUUCUCAAUUGUGAUUAG